UGAAUUCGUUUCAUUUCAACAGCAGGCAGCCGAAGCAAGGCUUGGCAGAAUGGUCGGCUGUCCAGAUUACAAUUAAUUUUUCAUUAUACAUUUAAUUAACCAUCAUCGCCAUCCAAACACAACUGUGCGUUUGAUACAUUUAUCCUCUGUUUUGGCGUCAAGAAGAGUGCACGAGAAAGAAAAAGCGCCUUGUUCUGGAGUCUGACCGGUGUAACGACACAGAUGGGACUGCACCAUAUAACAAGCAACGACGUUUCCCAUUUAAAGUUUUGGAUGAAAGCUUCAACAUAAUAAUUGUAACUGAGUUCACACGAAUAAGGGACGUGUUUCAUAUUAUUUUAUUGACACGUUUCGGGUCAAUGUGUUUUCCCAAGUGAAAACAUGGCUAGUUAGCUUCAGCUAGCUAACUCGCUAGAAGGCUAACUGCAUCAGUCUGGAGCAGGGUUGAGAUGUUCGUCUAAAUUUGGACCGAAGCUAGCUAAUCCAGGUAGCUAGCUAGCCACUGACAACGUUUAUGUGACAAGCUGUCAAACCCAUUGUAUGUAGGAUUCUUUUUAUAUGGUGAUUAUUGAUUGUGCGUAUUGGGAAAACUUGCAGAUCGAAACUUUGAUCACUUUUGCUGGCGGAGUUGUGGAAACCAAUGUUUCAUUGACAUCGCAAAGUUAGCCUGCUCGCUACCAAACGUGACUCUACUAUCCUCGACCAGUCAAUGGAAUUCCGAAUGAGUCAUUUCGGGUGUUGCCCUCCAAAAUUCGAAAAGCAGGAGGACAGCUUCUAGAAUCCUACAAAAGCUGAUUUCUCAUCCCGCUACUCGUGGGAUGAGACCGAUAUUGAAAGGAAUCAAAUUUGAAUGUUUCCAAACAUGGGGUCUUUAAAAGCACUUCAAGAAUGGUGUCGGAUACAAUGCGAGAGUUACAACGAUGUAGACAUCAAGAACAUGUCAUCGUCUUUCCGGGAUGGCUUGGCAUUUUGUGCCAUAAUCCACCGAUAUAGACCGGAUUUGAUAGACUUUGACUCCCUCUCCAAAGAGAAUGUCUACGAGAACAACCGUCUGGCGUUUGAGGUGGCGGAGGAGGAGCUGGGAAUCCCUGCUCUGCUGGACCCAGAGGACAUGGUGUCCAUGAAAGUGCCUGACAGGCUGAGCAUCAUCACCUAUGUCUCCCAGUACUACAACUUCUUCACCAACAAGUCCCAUGCCAACCCCCCCUGCUUGAAGAGGUCCAGUGGUACAGGCCACAUUGAGCCGGCCCAGAAGAGACUGGUGGCCCCUCUGGAAGACAAAGUGGUUGAGCCCGAGCUGAGCCUACCUGGUCCGAUGGGUACGGACGGAGGGGUACAGGCGGGGGUGAAACGUAACACCCUCAGCAGCAGCUGCGCCGCCUGCCAGAGGCACGUCCACUUGGUGCAGAGGUUCCUGGUCGACGGCAAGCUCUACCACCGCAACUGUUUCAGGUGUAGGGAGUGUAGCAGCACUCUGCUGCCUGGGUCCUACAAGCUAGGAAAUGAGGUCGGCUCCCUGGUCUGCACGCAUCACUUUGCCAGGUCUGCCUUAGCCAAUCAGAACGGCCGACCGGACCUAAGCAAGCGACCGACAAUGGUUCCAUCCGUCAGGAUUGGUCGACCCAUGCUGCCUCAAACUUCUCCUCCUUCUGGGAGGGACCAGGCGGCAAGGACUCCGCCACCAAAAGAGACUCCGCCCCAAGAGACGCCACCAAAAGAGACUCCGCCCCAUGAGACGCCACCAAAAGAGACUCCGCCCCAUGAGACACCACAAAAAGAGACUCCACCACAAAAAGACACUCCGCCACAAAAAGACACUCCGCCACAAAAAGACACUCCGCCACAAAAAGACACUCCGCCACAAAAAGACACUCCGCCACAGAAUGAGACGCCACAAAAUGAGACGCCACCAAAAGACACUCCGCCACAAAAAGAGACUCCUCCCCAAGAGGGCGUCACCAAUGAGGAUUACACCCCCACACCAACCAAUGUCUCUGACUCUACACCAUGUCCUAUCUCAAGGACAAAAACAGACUCUUUGAAAACAGAGAAAGAGAGGGAAGACGGUGCAGGAGAAAGAGAGGUCAAACCUCCACCCUCCGUUCCUCCCAACCCUUUCGAUGACAUCAAGGAGGAGGGGGAGGAGACUCCGACAACAGCCAAAGUCACAGCCAAUGGGGUUAUCCCUUCUACACCUGUCAGUCAUCUAGGACUAGGGGACAGUAAGCCAGUCCCCAUCCCUCGCCGCUUGUCACAGCCCUCCCCUCCACCUCGUCCUGCCCCCAGGGUCCGCCCACCCCGCGUUGACAACCUUGCGAUCAAUGGUGAUCGUGGUGAACACAGGAGAUCUCUUCCUCCAGCUCCCAGACCUCGAGAAAGAUCCCACUCCCCUCUCAGCUCCAGUCUCUCCAUCGACGCCCCCAAACCCCCUAACCCGCCCUGGCUGGCCCUUGUCCAAUCCCAAGAACCCAAGAAGAAACCAGCACCUCCCCCUCCCCCUGGAGUGGCCACACCCCCACACACUGGUUCAUUAUCUUCUCUAAAAGGGGAGGGCUCCAGACCACCCACGCCCCCUGCACCCGCCAACCCCUUCGAUGAGGAAGUAGAGGAGGUGGGGUCAGGGGAGGGGUCAGUAGGAAGUUUGGUUUCUCCCACUGUGGUGUUGAGUCAUCCGUGGUACAGCAUCUCCCAGGCUGCAGACGCUGCGGCUGACCCAGACACGCCCCCCAUUGGGGGUAUUUCCUCCCGCUCUGCAAGCCCCAAUGGCUUCAGGUGCAAGAAACGCCCGGCGCCCCCAAAGCCUGUUCCAAAGGCCCCCGGCUCUAACUCAGCCCUUCCUCACUCCCAGCCCUCCUCUUCCUCUCCCUCUCCAGCUAUUAGCAUAGAGAGCCUAUCCUCUGCCUCCGACCAUAGCUCCUCCCACCCAGCUUCCCUAGGGGGUGGGGCCACAGGCGAUCAGGACAACCCUUUCACCAAGAGCGUAUCAGAGCCCUCCAUCUGUGGGCCCUGUGGUGGUUUCACCCCCACCCACUCCAACUCAGCCAAUCGCCUCUCUCCGAGCCCCUCCCCUCCUCCCCAGCCAGCCAAUCCUCGCUCUGCUCCGGCCACUCCACAGAGCAAUCGGAGCGCCAGGCCCCCGCCCCCAAGACCUCCAACGACACAGCCCCUGGCAGCAUCAAGUGCUAUCCCAGUUCCACCCCCCAAGCGGACUUGUAAGGAAAACCCUUUCAACAGGAAAGCCUCUCCCUCCCCCGUUUCCUCCCCUAAAACCAGACCCCCUAGAGGCCCUCGCCCCGCCCGGCCCCCCGCCCCUGGACAUGGCUUCCCCCUCAUCAAACGCAAGGUGCAGUCAGACCAGUACAUCCCAGCUGAGGACAUCCAUGGAGAGAUGGGAGAGCUGGAGAAACAGCUGGAUGAGCUGGAGCAGAGAGGAGUGGCUUUGGAGAGAAAACUACGCGAUAACCCCAAUGAUGAGGAGGAGGAGACUUUGCUGGUGGACUGGUUCACUCUGAUCCAUGAGAAACACCUGCUGGUGCGCCGUGAGGCUGAGCUGGUCUACACGGCCAAGCAGCAGAACCUGGAGGAGAGGCAGGCUGAUGUAGAGUAUGAGCUGAGAUGUCUUCUUAACAAGCCAGAGAAAGACUGGAAUGAGGAGGACAAGGGCAGGGAGCAGGAGCUGAUGACAGAGCUGGUCACCGUCAUCGAACAGCGGAACCAAAUCAUCAACAACAUGGAUCAGGACAGGCAGAGGGAAGAGGAAGAGGAUAAGCUGGUGGCGACCAUGUUGAAGAGAAAAGACUUCCAGAAGGAGCCAGCAGCAGAGGGCGAGCAGCAGCAGCAACAGAAGAAGAAGAAGAAGUUCAAACCCAUGAAGGUUCUGAAGAGGUUGAGUGUGAACCAAGGAAAAGGUGGCAGCCCACGCAAGGAGAUGGCAGAGAAGGACAAGAGCUGAACAAGGGAGGUGGAUGAUGGAUGGAAGAAAAGGAAGAGGGAUACCAUCCUUUACAGGGGGACAUAUUAGAUGGAAAGAGCAAGGAAACGGCAGAUGAAAACAAAACACAGUGAGAAGGAAAAACAACCCAGGAUUCUCACAGAUAUGUGAAAGACUGUAAUGUGUGCAACCUGCAAUUUGCUCCUCCUUCCUCUUACUGUAGCAUAUCCUUCUAAUCUCUCCUCCCUACCAGAGUAUGUGAGCAGAGUUAAGCGGUUGGAUAUCCGGCUCGUGCUGGCGAUCCACCUCUUUUUCAACUGCUCCGCUAAAAAACCCUUCUGCUCUCGCAGGGGGAAAAAAUGGCCGCUCCAAAUUCGCUCCAUUCAUUAAAAUCACAAUUUAACCACCACCCAUCUAUUUUUGUGACUACCUUGACUUACCAUUUGGUAUUCAAGUAAUUGAAUAAACAAAUACGUUGGAAUACGCCAAGCCUAUUUUUUUCUUAGCAUGUGCAAAUGGUAAGUACACCAUCAUGCUUACGGGAUUCGUGUCUUUUCAGAUUCCACGAUUUGAUUCUUUAGUUGUGGACGCUACAUCGCCGCAAUCCCUCUCUUGCUCUUGGUCCUCAUCUUGUAAGUCACAGUGAUUUAGCACCUGUGUGUUUUAGCAGUUUCUUUAUGAAAAUAUUUAGUGAACUCCAUGACAGUAGCUAAAGUAUGGUGCUAUUUGAGAAUCUCGCUCCGAGGCUCCAGUCAAAUUGGGAUCGCUCCACUCCGCUCACAUACUCUGCUCCCUACCGUAGCUCCUCGCUCCACUCAGCUCACAUACUCUGCUCCCUACCGUAGCUCCACGCUCCACUCCACUCACAUAGUCUGCUCCCUACCGUAGCUCCUCGCUCCACUCCGUUCACAUAGUCUGCUCCCUACCGUAGCUCCUCGCUCCACUCCGCUCACAUACUCUGCUCCCUACCGUAGCUCCUCGCUCCACUCCGCUCACAUACUCUGCUCCCUACCGUAGCUCCUCGCUCCACUCUGCUCACAUACUCUGCUCCCUACCAUAGCUCCUCGCUCCACUCCGCUCACAUACUCUGCUCCCUACCGUAGCUCCUCGCUCCACUCCGCUCACAUACUCUGCUCCCUACCGUAGCUCCUCGCUCCACUCUGCUCACAUACUCUGCUCCCUACCAUAGCUCCUCGCUCCACUCCGCUCACAUACUCUGCUCCCUACCGUAGCUCCUCGCUCCACUCUUCUCACAUACUCUGCUCCCUACCAUAGCUCCUCGCUCCACUCCGCUCACAUACUCUGCUCCCUACCGUAGCUCCUCGCUCCACUCCGCUCACAUACUCUGCUCCCUACCGUAGCUCCUCGCUCCACUCCGCUCACAUACUCUGCUCCCUACCGUAGCUCCUCGCUCCACUCCGCUCACAUACUCUGCUCCCUACCGUAGCUCCUCGCUCCACUCUGCUCACAUACUCUGCUCCCUACCAUAGCUCCUCGCUCCACUCCGCUCACAUACUCUGCUCCCUACCGUAGCUCCUCGCUCCACUCUUCUCACAUACUCUGCUCCCUACCAUAGCUCCUCGCUCCACUCCGCUCACAUACUCUGCUCCCUACCAUAGCUCCUCGCUCCACUCCGCUCACAUACUCUGCUCCCUACCGUAGCUCCUCGCUCCACUCUUCUCACAUACUCUGCUCCCUACCAUAGCUCCUCGCUCCACUCCGCUCACAUACUCUGCUCCCUACCGUAGCUCCUCGCUCCACUCCGCUCACAUACUCUGCUCCCUACCGUAGCUCCUCGCUCCACUCCGCUCACAUACUCUGCUCCCUACCAUAGCUCCUCGCUCCACUCCGCUCACAUACUCUGCUCCCUACCGUAGCUCCUCGCUCCACUCCACUCACAUACUCUGCUCCCUACCGUAGCUCCUCGCUCCACUCCGCUCACAUACUCUGCUCCCUACCGUAGCUCCUCGCUCCACUCCGCUCACAUACUCUGCUCCCUACCGUAGCUCCUCGCUCCACUCCGCUCACAUACUCUGCUCCCUACCGUAGCUCCUUGCUCCACUCCGCUCACAUACUCUGCUCCCUACUGUAGCUCCCAUGAUGCUCUUUCAAAUACAGCCACUCCAAUGCGUUCUGUACUGUGUAUAUAUUUGAAGUUGCCUUUGUGUGAAGAGAAAGUUAAGAGAACUCAACUGCUUUAAGACUAAAACCUUAAACAUCUGAAGACUGAAUUGAAGAGGAGGUAUAUUUUCUGUAGAUUUGUGGUUGAGCGCAAAAUGUGGUUUCUUCUGUCCCUUUUCAUUAUUACUUUGCACAUUGUGACCCAGGCCUUUUUAAAAUCGGCUUUUAACAAAGAUAUAAAUACUAUGACUGCAGGUUUCUUACCAUUCAUCAGUCUCUUAUCAUGGUAGAAACCAAGGAAGAACACUCCCUCAUCUCCUGCUUAUUCAGUGGUCCUAAGGUUUCCCCUUUGUUCAUUGACGUUGCCUAUGUCUCAUUGUCUGUAGAUUGGAUACAGACCGAAGAGUUGUGCGUGUCUGUCGGUUGUCUGGUUUGAGUCUGUGGUACUUAUGAACUAUUGUGAAUCUUUUUUUAAACGAGGAACCCGUUGUUGUGAGUAAAUACUGCCAGUUAAGAUGGAGUAAUGACAACCCAAAUAAUUACUCUAGUUUUUAGCGAAAAGGUUAUUUCUUAACUAGCUACUUACCAUGUUUUCCAAAUCACUGACUAUGAUACUGUAGAUAUUAUGUUGGACAGUAGAUAUUAUGUUGGAUAAUCACGGGUCUGAGAAUGAGACGUAAGACAGACAGGUCAGAAAUAGUUCAGAUGGAACGUAAGUAAUGACUUGAAACAAGGAAUGUAAAGCAGUGUAUUUGACUAACAUAGUUGUAUCCUGACAGGUCACUGACCUAAUAGUAUUACAGAAUCUGACCAGAUUUACAACCGAAACAAGUGUGAACAGUUCUAGGGGCUACAUUAUACAAUAAGGAUAUAUGCAUGCAGUGAGUGUACAAAAUAUUAAGAACACCUUCCUAAUAUUGAGUUGCACCCCCUUUUGCCCUCAGAACAGCCUGAAUUGGUCGAGGCAUGGACUCUACAAAGUGUCGAAUGCUUUCCACGGGGAUGCUGGACCAUGUUGACUCCAAUGCUUCCCACAGUUGUGUUAAGUUGGCUGGAUGUCCUUUGGGUGGUGGACCGUUCUUGAUACACACGGGAAACUGUUGAGCGUGAAAUACCCAGCAGCGUUACUGUUAACACAAACGGCCACUUAAAUAUUUUCUUGUCCAUUCACUCUCUGAAUGGCACACAUACACAAUCCAUGUCUUAGUUGUUUCAAUGCUUAAAAAUCCUUCUUUAACCCGUCUCCUCCCCUUCAUUUACACUGAUUUGAAGUGGAUUUAACAAGUGUCAUCAAUAGGGGAUCAUAGAUUUCACCUGGUCAGUCUAGGUCACGGAAAGAGCAUGUGUUCCUACUGUUUUGUACACUCUGUGUAUAUAAAUUCAGUAGAUAUCUUUUUAACAAUAUAGCAAACUAUUAGUACCUACCAGUUGAUAUCAGUUUAACUGUUUUGGGAAAGUCUGCAAAAUAUGCAAAUAUUUUUAAUUUAUAUAUUUUACAAUGCCUUUGUUUGUAAACGCUGUCUAAUUCCAUUGAGUUUUGCCUUAACUUAGAAUCUGCCGUCAAAGUCGAUAGCACUAUGAGAUCCGUUUAUGUUGAGUGUCACUUAUUUAAAUGUAUUCGUCGAUAAGUCUCGUUUUUGUCCGGAGUUAAACUGAAUGUCUUGUUAUAUAUUGUCUAGUACACAAUCUUGUCUUCCAUUCAAAAUGGCUGCUUGUCUGUGUGUGUGUUUGUGCCUCUUCUUCCAAUUUAAAAACUCACACCAAGGGCUUCUGUAGAGCUAUGUUGAAACAUGGUCCUAAAGAAACAACAGGAUCGCAUUGAAAUCUGGGAGACUGAGAAAUAAAACAUAUUAAUGCCGCUAAA
Molecule: messenger RNA, 7916 nt
Organism: Oncorhynchus masou masou (cherry salmon)
Lineage: Eukaryota; Metazoa; Chordata; Actinopteri; Salmoniformes; Salmonidae
Product: MICAL-like protein 1
Molecular function (GO): protein binding
Source: RefSeq, a predicted model, not a curated record